ACGGACAGAUCCCAUAACAUUUCGUGCCUUAUCUUCCACACACAAUUCAAUAAAAGCGCUAUGUAUAGAUAUAAACGUAAAUAUAUCAUCCCCGCAAGCAACUAAAAGUGCAAGUCUGCAACAAAUCCGUGCAAGCAGCAGCGCGAUCCAUGGACUUUCCCCUGCCCCCGCCGGAAAAGCUCAUCUUCCUUCACCGCCGCUCCGAUGGCGUUGCCUACGUCAUUAUCAAUCGCCCCAAAUCCCUCAAUUCCCUAACCCGCUCCAUGAUGGUCGACUUGGCCAAGGCAUUCAAGGACCUCUCCGCCGAUGAUUCUGUGCGGGUUAUUAUAUUCUCCGGCUCUGGCCGUGCCUUCUGCUCCGGCGUCGAUUUGACGGCCGCCGAGGAAGUCUUCAAGGGGAACCUAGAUCCCGAAAUCGACCCCGUAUUACAGAUGGAGCGCUGCAAGAAGCCAAUAAUUGGGGCCAUAAACGGGUUUGCAGUGACCGCUGGGUUCGAGCUUGCUCUGGCGUGUGAUUUACUGAUUGCUUCCAAGGACACCAAGUUUCUGGACACUCACGCCAGGUUUGGAAUAUUUCCUUCUUGGGGUCUGUCUCAGAAGCUUGCCCGCAUAAUAGGGGUGAAUCGAGCUCGUGAAGCUUCAUAUGCUGCUGUUCCUAUAAAUGGUGAACAAGCCAUGAUGUGGGGUUUAGUUAACCAUCUUGUUGAUGGAAGUGAGGUUUUGAAGAAAGCCCAACAAGUUGCUGAAGCCAUAAUGAAGAACAAUCAAGACAUGGUGCUGAGGUACAAAGCAGUUAUAAAUGAUGGGCUUAAACUGGAUCUUGGUCAAGCACUUGCCCUGGAGAAGGAAAGGGCGCACGCAUACUAUGACAGGAUGACAAAAGAACAGUUCAAGAAUAUGCAGGAGUUUAUAGCAGGCCGGAGCUCGACCAAGAAGCAAUCCAAGUUGUAAUGAUAGUUGUUUUUUUCUGGUGCAGUUGGCCCCCUUCAUGCUCCAUAUGUUGAGUUAAAUAUAUAUAAUCUUUUGUUGGAUAAAUAAAUUUAUGAAAUGGUUUGCUGCCAGUACUUGGUAAGAAGUGAGAACUGAUCUCUACCAAGUUGCAGCAGAUGAGGAAUACACACACACACAGACUAUUCGUUUCA
Molecule: messenger RNA, 1141 nt
Organism: Andrographis paniculata
Lineage: Eukaryota; Viridiplantae; Streptophyta; Magnoliopsida; Lamiales; Acanthaceae
Product: probable enoyl-CoA hydratase 1, peroxisomal
Exons: 3
Coding region: 150-950 (266 amino acids)
Cellular component (GO): peroxisome
Source: RefSeq, a predicted model, not a curated record